Molecule: messenger RNA, 2313 nt
Organism: Cyphellophora attinorum
Lineage: Eukaryota; Fungi; Ascomycota; Eurotiomycetes; Chaetothyriales; Cyphellophoraceae
Product: Pre-rRNA-processing protein rix1
Exons: 1
Coding region: 1-2313 (770 amino acids)
Biological process (GO): rRNA processing
Cellular component (GO): nucleus
Source: RefSeq, a predicted model, not a curated record
AUGGAGCAGCUGAGCUUGCUGCGGUCAGUGGCUCAGCGACUCGUUGUCACACCGAUCGAAGAGCUGCCUCGACAGGCUGGCUUUUUGGCCACAUCGCUUUCGAGCUGCUCACUACUUGGCGAGGAAGAGCGGAACGGAAUUGAUUUCUCCGGACCUUUGCACAGAAUCCGGACACGUCUUUCAAGUUUAUUGCAAGGAAGGAGCUAUGCCGAGAGACUCACUGCUGCCGUGGUCAUCAAAAGCUACAUCGAGACAGUCAGGCCCGUCGAAAGCAAUCUGUGGGAGUCCUGGGUUCGGGGGAUCAUCGCGUGGUUGAACAAGCCCGAUCCAUGGGAGGGCAAAAUUGUUUACUUGACGACAGCGACCAGGAUUUUCAUCAAAUGUCACGGAGUCACCGCUCUUCAGCGCGAAGUUGUGUCACCGUUGCUUCCCGCAUUCCUCAAUGCCAGUCUUGCGGCGGUCAAGCCAACACACAUCCAAACAGAAAGUAAGAGCACGACGGUGACAAGUCGAUUACUUGGCGAAGCGCUGAGAUCAUGGAGCGAGAUCGUCCAGCUAUUCAGCACAACUUUGCGACCUUUUGUGUCCAGACUCAGGCAAGUAUGCCUGUUACUGCUCGGCGAGCAUUCGGGCCAAGGGCCUAUGUGUGAUGCAGCCGUACGCCUGCUCAGUCUGCUACACCUGUGUGCACCAAAGGCAACAGGCGCCACGGAAUGGGAACAGAAUGUUGCCAAUGUCGUACUUGCCAUACACCAGAGCCUCGAUGUCCUUUUCAGGGGUAUUGUGGAGGACUGGACCUCGAGCAGCACGGCACUAUCGCAGCGCACUGUCGACGCCAGUCUUUCCGGUACUCUGAAACUUUCAGAAGUCGACGCUGCAGGCCUAAGCCCGUGGUCAGGGUCGUUUGAUGGGACUCGACGAGUUCUGGUCCUGCUUAAGUGGCUCACUGGCUCUUUCUCUGCUGCGUGCCCGCCCGUGGGCAUGCCAUUUGGUGCCAUCAUCGAUCUCACGAGUCGUCUCACAUAUGUUACCAUCCCAACCUCCACUAAUCACAUCAAGACGAAAUCUGAAAUCACGAAGGACGAGCGAGACGAACUUUGGACGAGCCUCCCGCAUUUACAUGCACAAUGCUUUGAAUUGCUUGAAGCCAUGUCCAGCACUUUUGGCGAGGCUCUGCGGCCAAUGGAUGCCACUAUCUGCAGCCAGAUCCUUGACGUUUUCGAAGCCGAAUACUGGAACAAAGUCGUGUGCGAAAAGUCGUAUGCUACCAUGGCGCAACUCAUAAAAUUCAACAAACGUAUCAUACAGCCAGCUCAUGCCUCCACGUUCACUCUCAUGCUCAAGACAGCUUGCCGCGAUGUGGGUAAGGGGCAGGCCGCGUCGUCCUUGUCCUCGGCAACUUCCAUCACUGGACAAGGGCAUGGCACCCCUGUGUCAAAGCAAUCCCCGGACACACCGCCGACUAUCAUCGGCGAACUUACUCGAAGCACUCUCGUCGAAGCUGCUUGCGAACUAUUACUGGCAGCGUACGAGCUGCCAUCAGGGUGUGUGCCCCAUGCCGUGAGAACCGAAAUGGACCGUACAGCCAUUUGGGGCAAUCACGAAAGUUUGCUUCUAGCUUCUACCAUGUAUCCGCCAAAUCGGAUAGGUGCUACGAGCACAUUGCCCAGUCUGCUACCAUUCCUUGUACGAAGCCGCGGAGGACACCUCAAGCAUGCUACGGAAGCACUGCUGAGACCUCGCAUUCCAAGUCUGCAGACUACUAGCCGUGUUGAGCUUCGUGAAGCAGAUUACAACGGAAAUGAUGUAAGUAUGGAGGAAGCGGAGUUGGAGACUACCACAACGAACGGAUUGGGCCACAUCACAUCAAGAGAUGAUCAGUACACACACUACGGCACCGACCCAGCACCAUUCAACGAGUCUACAGUGGCCGGCUCCAGCAAGAUUUUGGACAGUGAGAUCGGCAGCACUGCAUCAUUGGCGACGAAACGGAAAUUCUCACAAACUGAAGUAUUAGAGCCAGAACCGUUGGCUGCGCCUGAAGAGGCUGUCAAACGCCUCCGACAGCCUGCGGAUGGGGUGCAGAUGAAGGCACAGCAGACGAACAGUCCCACAAAUGGCCACAUAACUAAAGAUGUCGAAGUCGAGCCUGCUAAGGUGCCUUUGUAUACGGCCUCGGAUGCUGUCACGAUUCACAGUGCGCCCUUGUCUACUGAAGACGAGACACGGGUCAUACCAAACAGUGACGAUGAGUCAGACAUACCAGAGAUCGAUGUCGCGGCAGAUACGGACGAUGAGGAUGAGAUGGAAUAG